Peronospora matthiolae is the source of this 1113-nucleotide messenger RNA. Lineage: Eukaryota; Oomycota; Peronosporomycetes; Peronosporales; Peronosporaceae. The record is from the annotation of a GenBank genome assembly.
AUGAUGCAUCGCACCGUGCGACGUCGCCUCUUGUCACGAGGUAUCUGGCCCUCUUUGCUCAAUGCUGCAGUCCACAUUGCGUGGAAACUGCAGCUCUUCAGCAUCGCUCUACUGCACCUGCUCUUCUCCAGUGACAAACAGUGGCUGUUGCAGACCCCAUCCGCCAUCCCAGCAGCAGUACCACCACUAACUAUUGUACCGGUUGAUGCAGCAGUCGAUCAUCAAGUCGCUGUUGUGACAAAGUACAGGCGAAUCGUAUUUGUCCGUCACGCAGAGUCCGAGUGGAACGUUGUCUUUAACUCUGGCUUCAAUCUGCGGGCGCUCAUCCGUCUCUUUCGCGCAGUACUGCGCGAGUGGCUGCUGCUACCCACCGGCGACUCGGUGUUCCUGGACUCACCGCUGAGUCGACGUGGUCGCUUUCAGGCACAGCAGUUGCAGGAGUACGCGGGAGGGAUAUCACUGGAAGGAAGCCGGCAUGGCGAUCAAACGGUAGCAAUAACAGUAGCAGGAGGGACAAUAGACGGACUUUGUGACUCGCCGCUUCAGACUGAAGAGAGCGCGUGGCUGCGCUACUUGUGCUGUCCCUUGCCUGGUAGCGUUGUGGUCACGUCGAAUCUAAGGCGCACCAUUGACACGGCGCGCAUUGCAUCAGCAGCGAGACUGGAGGUGCCUGGCGAGAGGAUUCACGUGCUGUCGUGCCUGCAGGAGAUUGGCCGCAACUUGGAUACGCUAGCUAUCAGUCAGCCGCAUGCGGUCCAACCGUGUGAGGUACUUGUGAAGGCACCACGUGGGGAGAAGCGUCACGACGAGUUGUUCAAUGUGGCUGAGAGUCACGGGAACAAGGCGGUGCUGGGCAGUGGACGUGACCGUCUACUGAUGUUUGCGCAGUGGCUCUUCAAGCAGCAAAAAGACGUGGCUAUCGUGUAUGGACACUCACUGUGGUUUCGUGCUUUCUGUCGGGAGUUCUUCCCUCAUCACGUGUACCAUAAAGCCAAGUCGGCCAAGAUGUGCAAUUGUGGCGUGGUAACCUUUGUAUUGCAAGAGCACAGCAGAGGUGGAGGCGAGACCCCUCAGUACAGUAUCCAACCCGAGAGCUUCCAACACCUUGUUUGA